Messenger RNA from Erigeron canadensis, 1176 nucleotides. RefSeq lists its product as uncharacterized. The transcript is spliced from 4 exons. The coding region runs from base 1 to 1176 and encodes 391 amino acids. The record is from RefSeq and is a predicted model, not a curated record. Lineage: Eukaryota; Viridiplantae; Streptophyta; Magnoliopsida; Asterales; Asteraceae.
AUGAAACGCAAAUUGAGAGAGUCAUCGGGAGCUGUCAAGUUUAAAGAAUAUAUGACUAAACAAGAAACUACAGAAGAAAAAAUUCUAGAGAUACUUACAUCGGAUAUUUGUAAAGUUAAUCAAGCUCCUAGUGUCAAUGAUCAAGCUGCUCAUGUGAAUCAACCUAGUACUUUUACUGUUGGUGCAACUAUAAGUGUCAUUGACGACAUGGUAAACAACGGGUUAAUGACAAAAGAUGAGUUAUGGUGUUUUGAAAUUAGCUUACUUGAAGAUGCGUUAAAAAGAGAAAUUUUUAUGAGUCUUUCUGAUGAUGCUAUAUCAAAAUAUGGAUUGAAGUCAAGUGAUAAAAUGCCAGGCAUUGAAAAGUUAGGGGUAUUCUUAUAUACACUUGCGUUAGGUAAAUCGAAUAGGGAUGCUGGUGAGCGUUUUCAAAGGUCGGGGGAGACUAUUAGUAGAGUAUUUCAUGAGGUUUUAGAGGAUUGCAUCGGAAGUAUUGAUGGUACACAUAUCCAAGCAUGUAUACCCGAGAGUAAACAAAUCCCUUACAUAGGUAGAAAGGGCGUGCCUACUUUUAAUGUAAUGGCAACUUGUGAUUUCGACAUGUGUUUUACCUUUGUAUCAGUUGGAUGGGAAGAAUCCGCUCAUGACACACGUGUUUUUCUUCAUGCUAUCAACACGCCUUCAAUGAACUUUCCAAACCCUACCAAAGGUAGAUAUUAUUUGGUUGAUAAGAGGUAUCCAUUUAGACAAGGUUAUUUGGUUUCAUAUUCCAAGACAAGAUACCAUCUAUCUCAAUUUGAAAAUGAACCCCCAAAUAACAUGCAAGAAGCUUUCAAUCGUUCUCAUUCAUCUCUUGGAAGUUGUAUUAAAAGAUCAUUUGGAGUCUUGAAGAAACGAUGGAAAAUACUCCAAGGAAUGCCACAAUUUAGUGUGAAAACUCAAAUUGAUGUUAUUAUUGCAACAUUUGCUUUGCAUAACUACAUUCGUAAUAAUUCUAAAGAUGAUAUGUUGUUUACGAGAUUAGAGCAACACCCGAAUUUCAUACCGCAAGAUGAACUUCAUGAUGUUCGUGGUCAUUACACAAACAACGGAGAAUCUUUUGAAGGAACAUCGAAUGUGAUGAAGCAAAUACGUAAUGAUAUCGCAACUUUAAUAUGGAAUGCACGUGCUCGAUAA